GCAGCAGCAGCAGCAUUUCACCCAGGCUUUGCUAGAGGAUUAUAAAGAGGAGAAAGAGAGACAGUGCAGUCACAUGUCCCCCGCGUCCGACGGCGGCAGGAGGAGAGACCCCGAGGACAAGCAGAGCCACCCGGCCAAGAAGAAGAGCCGCACGGUGUUCUCGCGCAGCCAGGUGUUCCAGCUCGAGUCCACGUUCGACAUGAAGCGCUACCUGAGCAGCUCGGAGCGCGCGUGCCUCGCCUCGAGCCUGCAGCUCACCGAGACCCAGGUGAAGACCUGGUUCCAGAACCGCAGGAACAAGUGGAAGCGGCAGCUGUCGGCCGAGCUGGAGGCGGCCAACAUGGCACACACAUCUGGCCAGACUCUGGUGGGGAUGCCCCUGGUCUUCAGAGAGAACUCCCUGCUGAGGGUGCCCGUGCCCAGGUCCAUCGCUUUCCCCACUCCUCUGUACUACCCGGCCAACAACCUGCCAGCUGUACCGCUAUACAACCUUUAUAACAAGAUUGAGUACUGAACUGAA
Scleropages formosus (Asian bonytongue) is the source of this 520-nucleotide messenger RNA. RefSeq names its product homeobox protein HMX2-like. Gene Ontology annotation, cellular component: nucleus. The record is from RefSeq and is a predicted model, not a curated record. The coding region runs from base 74 to 514 and encodes 146 amino acids. Gene Ontology annotation, molecular function: RNA polymerase II transcription regulatory region sequence-specific DNA binding; DNA-binding transcription factor activity, RNA polymerase II-specific. Gene Ontology annotation, biological process: regulation of transcription by RNA polymerase II. The transcript has a single exon. NCBI's taxonomy places the organism in Eukaryota, Metazoa, Chordata, Actinopteri, Osteoglossiformes, Osteoglossidae.